AUGGCCGACAUUUCAAUGAUCGGCCCUGAAAAGCAUACAAAUGCCUCAACAACACUUGAGGAAUCAUACUUCACAUACUCUGAUAAUGAGAAAUCUCUCGUCGAUCACAAUGUUCACUGGCGCGCCGGUAUAGGGGCUGAUGGUUCAGAAACCUUUCUUCCACGAACAGUCAUAUACGACCUCAAAGGCGGCUUUGGCUCGUUACGCAAGAUCAACGCACUCUAUGAAGCAGAGUCAGAAUCCAACCCAGAAGCACUAUGGUCAGGUCAAUCUGUUGUGCAUAAGCAGACGCCUAUUGAUCCCAGCGCAUACCAGCAGAGCCUCGACGCGGGCACUGACCCUGCCCGACUUUCGACUUCAAACGUGAGAUACUGGUCAGACUUCUCUAGAGCCUUUUUUCACCCCAAGUCGUUGGUUCAACUCUAUGAUUUCGAGCUCAACUCAACAACCAUGCCAUUUGAGCGAUUCUCUAUGGGGACAGAACUUUUCUCUAUGCUCGACAAGGAACAUGAAAUCGUGGACCGCGACUUCAGGCCCUUUGCAGAGGAGUGUGAUCGAAUGCAGGGGAUACAAGUUUUUACCACCAUCGAUGAUGCCUGGGGCGGUUUCACUUCUUCAUAUCUCGAGUCUUUGAGGGAUGAGUUUCCAAAGACAACCAUCUGGACAUGGGGUCUGCAAAGCCCCUCGCUCGAUAUUUCCAGAGCUAAACGCCAGCUUCGCCUCGCAAACACUGCUCACAGCAUAGAACAACUCUGUACACAAGCGUCCACUGUUGUUCCUGUGGCCCUGCCCGAAGAAGACAUGUCAACCGCAGUGUCCAUAGAUCGUCACUCACCCUGGCACACAUCGGCUCUUAUGGCGGCAGCGAUAGAGACUGCCACCCUGCCUUCGCGUCUCACACAGAACUCCUCGGAGCAACCAGGUUCACUAGAUACUUUGGCCGAGAGCCUGAAUGUCAACGGCAACCAACCCCUAGCAAGCAUGCAUAUGUCUCUGGCAACUGUGAAAGAUACGCCAGAAGAUAGUCGCAUUAAUGUUGAUUUCUUCCAAAUAGGGAGGACUUGGAGUAGGCAGCACAUCGCCAGGCUUAACACUUAUAAGCAUGUGUUUGGAGAAAUCCUAUCUUGUCGAGAUAUUGACCACCUGGAGCAUGAAGAUGACGAUACUCCUCGAUACCUCGCUCCCGGGGAACGUCCCGCCAUAGGAAGCUCGAUCGUACGCAAGUAUGAUUUAGCUCUACGAUUCCCUCUACUGGACGCCUACCCAAAUAUUUACCCCCAGCUGGCGGACCAUUCCGACGCCAGUGUGCAGACUACGCUUUCGACCAACAGCUCAAUGGUGCAACGUAUCAGGGCAUUGCGGACAGGUUCUGCCCGUCUGGUGCCGGUCAGUGAGAGGGAGGACCUUGGCAACGGCUUAGCAGAGCUAGCGGAUGCUUAUCAAGAGGGCUGGUUCAGUGGUAGUGAUGACGACGACGACGACUUGUAG
This is a messenger RNA of Fusarium coffeatum, 1488 nucleotides long. RefSeq lists its product as uncharacterized. NCBI's taxonomy places the organism in Eukaryota, Fungi, Ascomycota, Sordariomycetes, Hypocreales, Nectriaceae. The coding region runs from base 1 to 1488 and encodes 495 amino acids. Gene Ontology annotation, cellular component: cytoplasm. The record is from RefSeq and is a predicted model, not a curated record. The transcript has 4 exons. Gene Ontology annotation, biological process: mitochondrion distribution.